AUGUACACGACGGACAUCAUGAAUACUGCUGAUUUUCAGACGCAGCUAACAUCCAUAAUGGAAAUUAUGGCGAGAACCGCUGUUGCUGAAAUAAGCAAACUUUUCGAGGAGAAUUCUUUGUUGCUGCGAUUACAGAUUUCACGCUGUACAAGCGAAAAUGAAUCUCUGAAAAAGAAAUGUCAUUUUCUAGAGAAUAAACUUCAGUCUGCACGGAAAAGCGCUGGAAAGAUGAACGGGUCACAAGCUCCAUUCAACCAUCCGGGACUUACAGACACCGAACGCCAGCCCACAAUUGACAAUGUCUUCGGUAAGGAAUGGUGCAUGAACCUCUGGAGACACGAGGAGUCACAUGUUGGUCAGAAGGACGACACACACCUAGACUCUUCAGUCAACACAGAAGAGCCAAUAAAUUUGCUGGAUGAAGAACCAGAUGUGAUUAUGAUUAAUGAGGAGACGCUGAAGGAUGACAAUUGCACUGGGAAAAAUAAACCUGAAGAAGACGAAAGUAGCAGUUUGAGAGGAUCUGCAAUGACCAGUGAUGAGAGAUGUGUCGCCCAAAGCUCUGAAGAGUGUAACACAUACACGGUACCUUCAGAUGACCAAGUCCAAUCGAACGUGCACCAGACACCAGCUGAAGAACAAGCUCUUGAUGGAGCUACACAUGGACACAUCACAGCAGGGUCAGAUCUGAGCCCUGAUGUGGGAUUUAUUCCUAAUAACCUGAAUUUCAAUGGGACAGUUACACCAAAGAAGAAAUUCAAGUGUGUGUUCUGUGGGAAAACCUUUGAGUAUUUAAGCCAUAUGACAAGACACAUGCGAAAACACUCCGGAGAAAAACCUUACGUCUGUACAGUUUGUGGUAAACGGUUUGCUCAGAAAACAUAUCUCACAACUCACGAGCGCACUCAUUCUGGUGAGAGGCCAUACUCGUGCAUGGAGUGUGGAAAGAGCUUUUCUCAAAAAUCUUCUCUUAAUGUACACCUCCGAAGCCACACCGGAGAAAAGCCAUAUAGCUGCUCACACUGUGGUAAAAGCUACGCCUUCAAAAUUGCGCUUAGAACACACCGAUGUUAAAACAGAAAUAAAUUGCUACUGCAUAUUGUCUCCUUCGUUUUUAGUAUAAAACUUCUGUCUAGGUCAUUAUAGAAUAUCCUUCUUAUCUGUUGUUAGGGGGGAAAAAAGUCAGAGUAGACAAAAAUGCUGGUUGUUUGUUUACAUGUUCAAUAUAAUGACUCUAUAAAUAAAUGUGCGCACUUACACUAAACAGUCCCCUCUUAUAGUAAUUUCCAUUGAUUACAGGCAAUAUGUUAUGGUUUAAACACUGUGUGAACACUGUGAAAUGUGUUCUUGUGUGUAG
Molecule: messenger RNA, 1357 nt
Organism: Sinocyclocheilus rhinocerous
Lineage: Eukaryota; Metazoa; Chordata; Actinopteri; Cypriniformes; Cyprinidae
Product: zinc finger protein 37-like
Exons: 5
Coding region: 1-1074 (357 amino acids)
Biological process (GO): regulation of gene expression
Cellular component (GO): nucleus
Source: RefSeq, a predicted model, not a curated record